CAUUUCCCCUCGCACGCACGAGCCACGUUCGCCGUGUAGGCGAAUCGCCUUUUCAAAUCCUCCUCGCGCGAUUCGCCAAACCCUUUCUAUUUCAAACGGAGAACCUCCAAUUGCAGCCGUUCGGUUCGUUACAUUUCCCCACCUUGAAAACCGCAGAAGCUCAGUUCCCUUUCCUUCUCACUCCAGCAGAAAACGCAUACACCGAAUCUCCGUCUACGUGCCAUUUCACUCCACGUUCAUUCCACAACCCAUCAUAAAACCCUAAUCUCGGUCGCCAAAUUAGGGUUUAAAGAUUCAAGUCGAAGAUCGUACGGUCCGUCCUGAAAUACUAUUCUCAGAGAAGCAUUUAUUCAAGCAUUUACAGACCGAGAUCUUUCAUCCCCCCUCAGCCCCUCCUUCUGUGUCUCUUUUCAAUGCCCACCGAAUCAGACGCCGGAUCUCAUUUCCUCGCGUCUAAGACUGGUCUCUAAUGGCAUCUGAAUUUUCGUUAGUAUGAGACUAGGGCUCGUUUCCAGAGCUCCUCGAUGGCCGUGGGAAAGGCGCAGGAAUGCUGUCAAUCUCCUCAGAAGCAGUUCCAGAAAUUCCCGCGGAAGAUUUCUCGGUCAUUCCUUUGCGGAUUGAUGCUUUUUGCUUUGGGCCUGAUAUCUCUUUUCACUGGGCAUGUCGCUUCCGACAUUGAGUGGUAUUCGCAGCGUCUGAUGAAACGAUCUAUAUUCUCUAAAUCGGACGGCAGUCGCCAUGUGCGGAUAGAUAUAUGGAAAUCGAAGUCUUCAAAUUUGUACUAUGGUUGUAGCAGUAGAAGUCCCAAUUUCCCUCCUGCUUUACGUGAAAGCAAGUCUAAUGGCUAUUUGCUUAUUGCAACAAGUGGAGGACUAAACCAACAAAGAACAGGGAUAACAGAUGCAGUAGUUGUUGCACGGAUUUUGAAUGCUACUCUAGUCGUACCUCAGCUGGAUCACGAUUCCUUCUGGAAAGACGAUAGUGAAUUUGUCAACAUUUUUGACGUCGAAUGGUUCAUUUCCUACCUUUCAAAGGAUGUAACGAUUGUCAAAAGAAUCCCGGAUAAAGUAAUGAGAUCAAUGGAAAAACCUCCGUAUACCAUGCGUGUCCCAAGGAAGUCAACUCCUGAAUUCUAUCUGGAUCAAGUGCUGCCAAUACUCUUGAGAAGACAGGCUCUGCAGCUGACAAAGUUUGAUUACAGGCUCACAAGCAGUCUGGAUGAAGAAUUGCAAAAGCUGCGCUGCCGAGUGAACUAUCACGCAAUAAGGUUUACAAAGCCUAUACGAGCACUUGGUCAAAAACUGGUUAAGAGAAUGCGGAGGAUGAGCUCACGUUUCAUUGCAGUUCACUUGAGGUUUGAACCUGACAUGCUUGCAUUUUCUGGGUGUUACUAUGGUGGAGGUGAGAAAGAGAGAAAUGAGCUGGGCGCCAUCAGGAAGCGUUGGGCAACACUACCUGAUUUAAGCCCUGAUGGAGAGCGGAAACGAGGGAAAUGUGUACUCACUCCACAUGAAGUAGGAUUGAUGCUGAGGGCACUUGGUUUUGGAAAAGAUUCGUACAUUUACGUUGCAUCUGGAGAAAUAUAUGGUGGGGAAGAGACACUACAACCUCUUAGAGACCUAUUCCCAAACUUCUACACCAAGGAGAUGCUUGCUGACCAAGAGCUGAAACCCUUUCUCUCUUUCUCUUCUCGCCUUGCUGCCAUUGACUACAUUGUCUGUGAUGAGAGUGAUGUUUUUGCGACCAAUAACAAUGGCAAUAUGGCCAAGAUUCUUGCAGGCAGAAGGAGGUACAUGGGGCAUAAGAGGACCAUCAGGCCAAAUGCUAAGAAGCUGAGCUCCUUGUUCCAGGAGAGGCAAGAGAUGGAUUGGGAGACUUUUGCCAAGAAGGUGAAGUUGGCCCAGAGAGGCUCUAUGGGGGAGCCUGAAGAGAUGCGGCCAGGGCGAGGUGAAUUCCAUGAAUUUCCAGCCUCUUGCAUCUGCCGGAAACUGUACAAAGAUGGUGACAAUGGCAAUGACAGUAAUGAUAAUACACAGAAGCCAGUGGAAGAGCAUGUCAGAGUCCCAAAUGGGGUAGUUGUGUCCACAGAAAAGACUGGAGGGAAGAGAGAUGGGGGGAGUUUGCAGAGACUGAAAGAGGACAGUAGGACAGGCGAAGAACAAGCUGCUUCAGAAGGAGACAUGGAGGAAGAGGAAUUCUUGCCAGAUUAGGAGAACUGGGAAACUGAGCAAAAGCAGAGAUAUUGCAUGUCUCAGUAGCCCACUGGCAGACUCCAUCAUCUCACUGGUAAGCCAAUUCAGAUAUCCUCCAUUUGAGUUACUGAGUUGCUGACACAUCUGGGUUGAUGAAUGAUGAGAGCAUUGAGCAGCACAAAAUGCCAGCUUCAAAAAACUGACUUCUUUUCGCCUCAAUAUCUUUAGUUGCAUCAGUUCUAGGGGACCCAAGGAGUCGGGCUUUGUGUAUAGAAGGAAAUGGCUGAUAAGCAAGCGGCUGGCUUGGUAUCUCUCUCUUUUUCUUCCCCCUUCUUUUUGGUUGUGAGAUAGAAGGUUGGGCAGUUGUGCUUUCGGGUACUAAGAUUUCUGUUGCUCCAUGGAAAUGAAACUUUGGCAGAGAGGCCAAAAAGGUGUGCCGCUGCGUCUGUGACAAUAUGGGGGUUGGAGGGUUGGUUUUAUGGAAGUGGGGAGUUUAUGAAGUUUCAUAAUCAGCCUUGGUCUCCUUUCAGGCCUCUUCAUGGGCUGUGUCGGAUUGACAUGCGUGGAGGGUGAUUUGUAUUUGACAUAAAUGGUAGCUAACUCCCACCUUAAGCUCUCAGAUACUCAAUACAAUUUUUUUCAGGUACCAAGGAAAUGGACUCUGCAGUCCAUGUACAGCAUCCUGCAACAACGCCCAUAGGUCUAAAACUUGGUGGGUUGACUCAUUGACAAGUCUUUUGUGUCAGCAUAAAUCGACUGAAUCACCUAGUUUGGGUUUUUUCGUUAUAAAUAAGGCCCUUAGUGGGACUCACCCAAA
Molecule: messenger RNA, 3009 nt
Organism: Magnolia sinica
Lineage: Eukaryota; Viridiplantae; Streptophyta; Magnoliopsida; Magnoliales; Magnoliaceae
Product: O-fucosyltransferase 29
Exons: 9
Coding region: 525-2210 (561 amino acids)
Source: RefSeq, a predicted model, not a curated record